Mytilus californianus (California mussel) is the source of this 4802-nucleotide messenger RNA. RefSeq lists its product as uncharacterized. The record is from RefSeq and is a predicted model, not a curated record. Gene Ontology annotation, molecular function: zinc ion binding. The transcript is spliced from 24 exons. The coding region runs from base 84 to 3251 and encodes 1055 amino acids. NCBI's taxonomy places the organism in Eukaryota, Metazoa, Mollusca, Bivalvia, Mytilida, Mytilidae.
UCGAUCGAAAUGAACUUAUUCUGAGGGAAUAUGUAUUGUGAACUCUAAUGAAUGUUGGAAUUCCUUCAUGAUAAAUUUGCAACAUGUCUGAAGUUGAUGCUAACCCUAAAAGAGGAGGCUGUUUAGCUGAACAGAAACACAUCUUCAAAGCAGCCAGGAAAACAGAUUUUGAAUUUGCUGAUCAUAUGUCAAAGUUCAGAUGUAAUACUUACCCCGGUUUGCUCGCUAAACAGAAAGCUAUCGUUAAACCAUCCAGGAAAUCACAAGAUAUUGAAUUCCAGCAUUCCAGUGAAAAUGUCAUGUUUAAAAGGACCAGACAUCCAAGUUUGUCUUCGUCCUCGCAGCACAGCAGAUAUGCCAUGACUAAUAGAACCAGUCAUCCAAGAUCGCCUUUAUUUCAGCAUCGCAGUGGAAAUGCAAUGUUAGAAACACCUUAUCGUCGAGGGUUGUCGUUUGGAAAACCAAAAUCACAUGGAGGUUCAGAUAAAGAAUUCAUCGAUCCACUUGCGUAUUGUACUGGAACAACUGAUAUUGAGGACGGCGUUGAUACACUGGUAAUAGAUGAUUCGAAAUCAGAAUUACAAACGGCACAAAGCAAAGCGUCGCAAAGUUUAGUAGAAAACUGGAUUUUUCUAAAGGAAAAUAGCAAUGCUACUACAUGGAAAAAGCAAUUCCUUGAACACAAACUUCUUUGUGAAAAAGAUGUUGAGACUUUGGGAGCAAAAAUGAAAAGAUCAGAGUUGGCGGAGUGGCUACUUAUGAAAACUUUACAGAAAGUUAAAACAAAAGAAGACAUUGAACUAAUAGAAACUGUAGUCUGUAGUGAUGUCGGGAUUCUGCCUAGAAGAGGGAAGACAGAACAAGCUUUCUGGCAAGAGUCAAAAGAGAAGCUUACAGAAGUGAAAAACAAAUUAGAAAAAAACCUAAGUAAACUAGAAGAACUGUUAAGCAGGGAAGAUGCAAUUGCAGUUAAAGACCAUUUGGUACAGGAUAAGAUUAUCAAUUUAACUGACAACGAACAUCUCUUGAGACAAGAAAAACGAGUUCACGACGGAAAAAGCAGUUUGAUAAAGGAAGUAAUUAUAAUGGUAAUUAACAAAUUACACCUUGGGUCAUAUCAGUGUCUCACUCAGAGCUUAGAAGCAAUGAGCAAUACAAAACGACAGGAACAGAUUGAUAAAAUAUUAACAGAUGUUUCAGAGGCCGUUUCCGUGCAAUCAGGAUUGCAGCCUAUAGAAAUCGAGCAUAUGCAAUCUAAAUUCUAUGAUAAACCAAUAGAUGACAAUACUGAUUUCAAAUUGACGAUGAGGGCCACAAAUAAGACAGAACAGGAAGUUGAGGAAGUUUACAGGCCGAUUGAAAACAAUCUAAAGACAUUGAAAAGGAUAUUCUUAUCCAGGUUUGCUUCUACUCCUGUAAAAAUAAGUAAAGGAUCUCUAGUAAUUAACUUUCAGAUGAUGGAAAGAAAUAUGCAAGAAUAUAUAAAAGAAUGUCUUCGGAAUGGACAUGUAUCAACUUUAAUAAAAAUGAUAUUCAAUGAGAUAGCGAUAGAAGAUGUAGUUCCAUCAGGAGAGAUACUGUUACAUGUACAAAUUGAGGUGAAUAAAGAUUUGGAUUUGCCUGAACCAAUUUCAGAAAAUUUAUCAGAAAAGAAGUUUGUGCCUGAUAACCGGUCUUUCCUGAUAGAAGAAAUAGACACCGACGCUAUACACGAAGGCCUAAGAAAGCGCGACAUUAGUAUACCAUCAAUUGUAUUUUCCAAGGGACGCAGAGAGAAAGCAACUCAAAUUAUAGAUUACAUUUUGGUAAACCAUCAUGAAGACACGUUUUUGCUUCUUAUAAAAGACAACGAGGAGAACGAAUUUGACUAUUUACUCCAGCGUCUUGAAACAUAUGAAACAGUUUAUACAACUGACCCUUCAUGCUUGAGAACAAACAUAUUGCUACAAUUUUCUAAAAUUGUGGAUGACAUCGAUAUAGAUGAUAUACGGGAUAUUUUGCUUGAACGACGCACUGUUAUAACUGAGAAAAUUUUAAAUGGGAGACAAAUAUGCAUGACAACCCUUUUGGUGAAAAUCCUUAAGUAUGGUGAUGCUAUCAGAGCAUUUGUUGAUGCUCUUUUUAUUAUUGAUUGGCCAGCAGCAGAAAAGCUGAUAACACGGCAGAGUCAAGUCAGUGUUGUCGCAAAAGGUUCGGGAAUCGAAAUAUGUGAGAGUUCCAGUGGAGAUAAUCUUCUUUUUGAGGGAAGUUUUAAAAUAAUAAUCGACAAAAGGGUCAGUACAAUAACAAUUGGAGAUAAAGUUAGGAUAAAACCAUCAGUUACCCCGCUAUCAUGUGGAGAAGUUACUCAAAGGAGCAUAGGGAAAGUUGCAGCCAUCUUUUCUGAUGACCAUACUGUUGCAAUAGACUUUCCUGAACAUCAGCAUUGUAUUCGUAUCUUAGAGGAAAUACAAAUUGUACUCAGUACUCACCCUGGUGUCGGUUGUGAUGGAUGUAAUCUUUUCCCUUUGGUUGGCAACAGAUACAAGUGUUGGUUGUGCGAGAAAUUUAAUUUCUGUGAGAUCUGUUUUAGAAUUAGAAAACACAGACAUCCAUUUACUAAGAUUGAAGAACCAACUAUCUAUCCUGAUGACGAUGAUGUUAACAUACACGUUCGUGAACAUAUAGAUUUGAACUUUAUCAUAGACGAAAUGUCAAUACCACGACGUACUUUCACAUGUGAUGAAAUAGAUCGAUUCCCUUUUAUUGGCAACAUAUACAAGUGUAGAGCAUACAAGAUCCGGGGUUUUUGUGAGAACUGUUUAAGAAAUAAGAAACACAGACAUCCAUUUACUAGGAUUGGUGAAGCUGGCAGUACAAUAGAAAUUGGAGAUGACGUCAGGAUAAAACAAUCGGUUACCACGCCAGAAUAUCGAUGGAGAGGAGUUACUCAAAGAAGCAUAGGAACAGUGAGAGCUAUCUAUCCUAAUGGCAAUAUUGUUACAAUAGACUUUCCUGAACACCAUAAUUGGAAAGGUAGCAUAGAGGAAAUUGAAAUAGUACCAAGUACUCACCCUGGUGUUGGUUGUGAUGGAUGUUAUAUAUUCCCAUUGGUUGGUAACAGAUACAAGUGUCGAGUCUGCACGAACUUUAAUUUCUGUGAGAUCUGUUUUAGAAGCAGAAAACAAAAUGGAAGUCCAUUAAGGGUAAUGCCACCAGGUACCCUGCCAUAUAGAUUAGAAGGAGUUACUCCAAGGGGCAGAGUGAAUUAAAUGCUGUGAUUAUCUAAAUCAUAAAAGGCGAAGUAAAUGACAGAGUAUAUCUUCCAAAGCUCAAUUCUAAAAUUAUUUUAUCUUACUGAUUGAGUGUCUUUCGUGAACUUAGUAACCAUUCGUUGAUUAUCGCAAGCGAAAGAUUUUAUUGCAUAAUAAUCAAGAAGUGCACUUUAUUUUCGAAAAAUGUAUUUAGUGUGUGAAACAAGUUUUCUUGAUAUAUUUUACUGUCCCAAGUCAGGAGCCGCUGGUCUAUGUUAAUCUUGUAUUUUAUUUUAUUUUAUUUUAAUUUUAGUUAAUUUAUAUGUUUUUGUGUUUAGUUUGACGUCCAUUUUCACUGAACUAGUACACAUUUUACAAUUAUUUUUUUUUUGCAAUGGAAAUGUAUUAAAAAACAUGUGUUAUGUUAAUUUAUUCAUUGAUAUCAAAGCUGUCAUAUUGUUGUUAUUUUUUUUGUGACAGUGAUGUCAUAGAUCUGGAAUUGAUACAUGCAGCUAACAAAUAAGAAACUUAUUGAUGUGAGCAAUAGUAAAAGUUCAAUUAUAAGUGAAUAUUGAAGGGCGAGGGGAUUUGAAAUGCCCUUUUUGUGAGGAGGUUUUUGGUAUUUGUUGUUUCAGUGAUAAAUACGCGACAAUUUAAAGAGAGAACACAGACUGGUUGACUCGGAGUCAGACAUGUGUCCGGGUAGGUUAACUUUUCUAACAGCGAACUGUUACUGUGCUUCUGUACUUAUACAUCCCGUUAUUAUGCUAUUAUAAAACUUGCUUGUCGUUCAUUUUUGCUAUGUGCUUAGUAUGGAUGCCUUUUUAUGUUUCUUUGUUACAUAUAUGACGUGGCUCUGUACUUAUACAUCCCGUCAUUGUAUUAUUGUACUAUGGUAAAUUUGUGUAUUCUUGUCUAUAAGUUUUGCUAAUAUGCUUGAUCUAUAUGCCAUUUUGUUUUUCUUUGUUACAUAUUUGUUUUUUUUAGUGAUUAAGAUUAUAUCACAAUGUUGACUUCUGUAUUUUUAACAUUUUUACCUAUUAUGUCUAUUUGUUUUGUUCACGCAUCGUUGUCAACAUAAUAGAAUUUGAUGCGACUGUCAUACAAGUGAAAGGUUUAGCUAGCUAUAAAACCAGGUUCAAUCCACCAUUUUCUACAUAAGAAAAUGCCUGUACCAAGUCAUGAAUAUGACAGUUGUUAUCCAAUCGUUUGAUGUGUUUGAGCUUUUGAUUUUGUCAUUUGAUUAGGGACUUUCCGUUUUGAAUUUUCCUCGGAGUUCAGUAUUUUUGUGAUUUUACUUUUUAGCUCAUACUUUUACCGUUAAAAAUCUGACUCAGCGUGCCGUUCUACUACGAAGAAGGGUUCAUGUUCAGAAUAAUUAUAAAUUACAAAAUUCUGUAUAUUUUUUUAUAUUUUGUAUAGAUAUAUUAAAUAAAGAUUUAUACUUUUAUUCCAUGUACAUAUACUUAUGAUAAUUGAUUGUAAUUAUUAAUGUUUGUUCUUUGUUUGUGUGUUGAUGACAAUUCAGAAUUUGGAUUUUGAAUCAAUAAAUCUUUUAUUUUAAUUUUA